AUGGCUAGAACUAAGCAAACAGCAAGAAAGUCUACCGGUGGUAAGGCCCCAAGAAAGCAGUUGGCCUCCAAGGCUGCUAGAAAGUCCGCCCCAGUUACUGGUGGUGUUAAGAAGCCUCACAGAUAUAAGCCAGGUACCGUUGCCUUGAGAGAAAUCAGAAGAUUCCAAAAAUCGACUGAACUCUUGAUUAGAAAGUUACCUUUCCAACGUUUGGUUAGAGAAAUCGCUCAAGAUUUCAAGUCCGACUUGAGAUUCCAAUCUUCUGCUAUUGGUGCUUUGCAAGAAGCUGUGGAAGCCUAUCUUGUGUCUUUGUUCGAAGACACAAAUUUGUGUGCUAUUCACGCCAAGAGAGUUACUAUCCAGAAGAAGGAUAUCCAAUUAGCCAGAAGAUUGCGUGGUGAGCGUUCUUAA
Meyerozyma guilliermondii ATCC 6260 is the source of this 411-nucleotide messenger RNA. It is a transcript of the gene HHT1, whose product is annotated as Hht1p. The record is from RefSeq and is a predicted model, not a curated record. Bases 1 to 411 code for a protein of 136 amino acids. Gene Ontology annotation, molecular function: DNA binding; protein heterodimerization activity; structural constituent of chromatin. Gene Ontology annotation, cellular component: nucleosome. The transcript has a single exon. Gene Ontology annotation, biological process: rRNA transcription. NCBI's taxonomy places the organism in Eukaryota, Fungi, Ascomycota, Pichiomycetes, Serinales, Debaryomycetaceae.